GCAUAGUCUUUAUUUAUCGUCUUUAAUCACUUUUAUGUUAUUAUUGCGAAGACAAAGUCGUCUCAUUUGUUCAAUAAGUAAAAAAAUGGGUAAUAAAACUGAUUGGGUAGAAGCUCAGAUUAAGGGCAACAAGGUGGUCGUCUUUUCGAAAACCUAUUGUCCAUUUUGUGAUAUGGCCAAGAAGGCGCUUGCAGAAGUUGGCUUGAGCGAUUACUUGUUGUACGAGUUAGAUAAUCGCGACGACGGUGAAGAGAUAAUGGAUAUUUUGAAAAGAAUCACUGGUGGAAGGACGGUUCCGCGAGUGUUUAUCGGUGGUAAAUUUGUUGGAGGUGGCAGUGAAGUACGAGAUUUUCAAAAGUCAGGAGAAUUGGUAUCAAUGUUGAAAUCUGCUGGAGCUUUGUGAAUCCAAGAACUCUAUUUUGUGGCAUGAAUUAAUACUUGCAAAUUUAGAAUAGGUUAAGCUGAAUAAAUAGCAAAACGUGGGCGUUUUAAA
Molecule: messenger RNA, 493 nt
Organism: Xenia sp. Carnegie-2017
Lineage: Eukaryota; Metazoa; Cnidaria; Anthozoa; Malacalcyonacea; Xeniidae
Product: glutaredoxin-like
Exons: 2
Coding region: 35-403 (122 amino acids)
Biological process (GO): cellular response to oxidative stress
Cellular component (GO): cytoplasm
Molecular function (GO): glutathione disulfide oxidoreductase activity
Source: RefSeq, a predicted model, not a curated record